This is a messenger RNA of Fusarium vanettenii 77-13-4, 2958 nucleotides long. RefSeq lists its product as uncharacterized. Gene Ontology annotation, biological process: nucleoside metabolic process. Bases 1 to 2958 code for a protein of 985 amino acids. The transcript is spliced from 3 exons. NCBI's taxonomy places the organism in Eukaryota, Fungi, Ascomycota, Sordariomycetes, Hypocreales, Nectriaceae. The record is from RefSeq and is a predicted model, not a curated record. Gene Ontology annotation, molecular function: catalytic activity.
AUGGAGUCCACAGACCCUGAGCACUACCAAGUCGCCUUGGUCUUACCUGUGAAAGGCGACUACGAGACAGCUGUCAAACUUCUCGAUGUGUGCUUCACACAACGUUCUCUUGAUUCCUCCGGUGCCGAGUAUUCUCUUGGCAAAGCUGGAUCUCACCACCUCGUGCUAGUUACUGGGCUCAGCAAUAUCAGUGCUGCAGAGUCUGUGGCAAGAGUGGUUCCAGACUUGAUCAAGGAGUAUUCCUUCAUUCGGGCUUGCUUCUUGGCUGGGGUCGGCGCCAUAGCACCGAGCGGUGGACUGGCACAAGCCGGUGACAUCGUGGUGGGAAUGCCUCAGGGGUAUGAAUCUGGGCUUGUGCAGUUUGACGCCGACAAGUCUCGACAUGACAAACGUCUUCAUGUCACAGGUCACUGGCGAAAGCCACCGUCCUUCGUGAACCCAGCCGUUGAUGAAACGUUGUCUACUCAAGGUCGCGAUGAGUGGCACAUGAACGUGGGCCCCUCAAAUGAGACCGCCGGCACCCAGGGUUCUCCGUCACGAUUCAACAUGAUACAAGGAGCGCCCAAAGUACUCAAAGGGAGGGUCGGGUCCUCGAGCACAGCACUGGGCGACCCAGAGCUCCUCCAGAGACUGGCGAGCGAUAGCGGCAUCCUGUGUUUUGAGACAGCGGCCGCCAACCUACAAACGCGACUACCUUUGGUUGUCGUGUGCGGUAUAAGCCAAGGAGACCCCUCUCUUCCACAACAAGAGAAUGCCAGCAAACUUGCUACCACCUACGCAAUGUUUCUAGCUCGUCAUCUCAACCGCUCUGAACUAGCCAAGGGGGUUAGACUCGGCCAUCUCUUCAUCCACCAACCUUUCAGCUUGGGGGGUUCUACCAUUCGUCUGCUACGGCUUCACGGCGGAACUGAGUAUCCUAUCCAAUGUAGCAUGUUCGAGGCCUGCCUGAAAGAUCAAGGUUGCCCCAUGGACUACGAGGCACUUUCUUACGCAUGGGAAAGUGACGACAAAUGCGACAUGAUCAAUGUGAACGGUCGAGUCCUGCACAUCACGCGAAGCCUCCAUGGCGCACUCCAGCACCUUCGUCACAGAAAGAAUGACAGGAUACUCUGGGCAGAUGCUGUUUGCAUCGACCAGAACAAUAUCAUGGAGCGGGGUCAUCAGGUCGCACAGAUGGGUAGUAUCUACAAAAAGGCUAGCAACGUCAUUGUCUGGCUGGGUUCAGUCGACAAGGACGUUGGUCUGUUGAUAUCAGCUCUCAGAAGCCUUCAACUGAAAGUUUCUCCGCAGCCAUUCAAGCAAUGGCAGCUCAGAGACGACCGUUGGAGAGAUGCAUGGGAGGAACUCCAUGGCGGAGACAUCUCUGGAGGGUCGUUUCAUCUCCAACUUAGCAAUGGACUCGACAUGUUGACGAGAAAGCCUUGGUUCACAAGAGUGUGGAUCAUCCAAGAGGUGGCGAAUGCAAAAAGUGCCCAGAUACAAUGCAGCGCUGGAAGCAUCGAGGCCAUGUUCCUCGCCCUCGCCCCGUGGCUUCUGGGGCAGAGCAUUGGCGAGCAGCCUCAAGCCGUCUUCGACAUCUUUCCUGGCCUACCAAGAAAAUGGUCUUGGUGGGCGGAGGAACGGACUCUUUGGGCCUUGCUAUCGAGGUUUCGGAAAUGUCAGGCCACAGACCCUCGGGAUCGGGUGUAUGCACUUCUUGGAAUCACGUCGGACAUGGCAAAUGAUGCAAUCGAUCCCGACUACAGCAAAAGCGAACACCAAGUGCUAAGAGACACGUGUAACUACCUCUUCGGUGAGGAACAGUUUGCCGAGUUAUCUGGACUUCAACGCACCGAGCAGCUACAGAGAGAGCUUUCUACGUGGGCAGGGGCAUUCUUGGAACAAAAGAUGAUGCGGAGGGUGAAGCCUGAAGACCUUGAGCACUUCUUGGAACGUCAAGGGCGAGUUGAAUGGACUGAGAAGAUUGUCCAGCUUGCCAGUUUUGACCUGGGUCACUCGACUUUGACUUUGCUCUUGACGAAAUUUGAGACUCCGCUGCCUAUCACCGUCAAGCUGUUUAGAGAAGCUCUCAAGAUAGGGCCCGAUGCCUUAGAUCUUCUCUUUACUAAGUGUAUGAUUCCACCCAGGCUUGCCAACGGCAUGAUCGAGCUCAUGUUUCUUUUCCCAGUUCAAGUUGCGGAGCGCCUCUACCUCGGGAGAUGGAAACAUGAAUACGAGAUUUCCGAGUCAAUGACCAUGAAGAUAUUCAGAGGUGGAACCCCCCUCGUGGAUGUGUUUCUCCGGAGCGAAACAAGCAAACUACAGAUCACCGAAGCCGUCUUGAGACAAGCAAGUUUUAUGCCAGAUGUUUAUCUCCGCCUCCUCGAAAGACGCAGCGAGGAGGUCAACGUAUCUGAAGAGGAAGCCAUCCAGGCAAUCAAGGGUGGUCCAGAGACCUUGCGGCGUUGUCUCGACAAGCCUGGAACAAACUUUCAGGUCACCAGAGUCAUCUUCGAAGCCGCAAUGCUUAGUGGAACGGAGGUCGCAGAGAUGCUCUUCAGGAGACGGGAAAGUGAGGCAAAUAUCUGCCAAGAGAUUCAGGAGAUCCAUCAACUUCGCGACGACCUUUGCGAGAUGCUGGAGAGAACACCCCACACAACCAUGUUGAGGGAGGCAUUGGCUCGAUAUGAGGAGCUGGACAGCUCGGGACUCGCUCUUACGGAGACCACAGAUGUUGCUCAGUGGCAGAAAAGCAAUGGUGUGCGUGUGUCGCGGUCGAGAGAAGUUCGUGAUCUGUUUCGAGAGCUCCAAACUGGGAGGAACAUGCUCGACAUCAGUCCGUGCGGGGAAGCUGACGACGAGCCUGGCUUACAGGCGAAACUGAAACCGAAGGAGAUGUUGAUGUUAGGGGUUGAUGUUAGGGAAGAACUGGAGCUGAGAGCAUGGGCUAGACUGGAGAGUCGUUACCGGAUCACAUAG